AUCAAGAUUGGAAGUCUGCUAGGAAGCAAUGCUCCUCAGUUCAGCAUAUAUUACAGCCCAUGGAUGUCAAGGUGCAGCUAUCUAGAGCCAUAGUGGAGAAAGAUACCAGAAUCCCGAAGUUUAAAGUCUCUGGUGAACUCCCUUUACUCCAUGUCAGAAUGUCAGAUCAAAAAAUCAAAAGUGUUUUUGAGAUCGCUGAUAGCAUUCCCUUACCUCUGAGCUCAUCCUCCAGAUCUCCCAUGAAAGCCAAGAUAUCAUUGGCUGCAAAACCAAGGAAGUUGUUUGACCCUCAUCUGGUAGCUGUUGGUUCUGCAGCAUCAUUGGAAGGAGAUGAUUCAA
Rhincodon typus (whale shark) is the source of this 339-nucleotide messenger RNA. Its product is annotated as intermembrane lipid transfer protein VPS13C-like. NCBI's taxonomy places the organism in Eukaryota, Metazoa, Chordata, Chondrichthyes, Orectolobiformes, Rhincodontidae. The transcript is spliced from 3 exons. The record is from RefSeq and is a predicted model, not a curated record. The annotation marks the transcript as partial.